AAUACAAAUCAGCAGUCCACAUUCCUAGCAGCCUUUUUUACAUCAUCCUUUUACUGACAGCAAGCUGGGACUUUGCUCUUUAUACAUACCGUCUUGGGGUUAAGACUCCUUUGGGGGACCCCAGGUUACUUUGGAAAAUGAAGUUCUGGGCAAUUUUUACCCUGAUUCUUGUCCAUGAAGUUCUACAAAAUGUUUUUGGCCAACCAGCCAGCAAAGGGAAACGUCCAAAAGAGCCUGCAGAAAAUAAAAUUAAACCUGCAAUAAAGAAGCUAAAACCCAAAAUUACAAAGCUGAAGGACUCCACAGACCCUGUCUCAAAGGUGCAGUCUAUUAUGAUGCAAGUUAUGGACAAAGGUCGGUUCCAGAAGCCCCCCGCUAUGCUCACCAUGUCAGCGGGGCAGAGCAUGGAGCUUAGAUGUAAAGGAGAGAAGAUAACAUGGAACUACCCUGAAUAUCUGAACACAUUCAAGAACUCUAGACUCAGCAUAAAGCAGCAGGACAGAUACGGGCAGCUGAUCCUGGUGAACUCCUCUGCAAUGGACACCGGGGAGUUCAGCUGCUGGGCCCAGCUCUGCGACAGCCUCGGCUGCAAAAAGGACGAAUCCAAGACUGGCUCCACGUACGUUUUUUUCACAGAUAAAGGAGAACUCUUCGUACCAUCUCCAAGUUACUUUGAGAUUGUCUACAUGAACCCAGAUAAGCCAGCUGUCAUCCCAUGUCGUGUGACCACUGCAUCUGCUAAAGUCACCCUACACAGAGAGUUUCCAGCUGAAGAAAUAAAGGCUGAUGGCACAAGCAUUUCCUACGAUGUAAAGAAAGGUUUUAUUUACCAGCACCCCAGUUACAACCAAAGUGGAGUGGUGUAUUGCCGGGCAGAGGCCAGAGGAACCCCACAAAUAUCCAUUAAAUACCAGCUACUCUAUGUGGAAGUUCCCAGUGGACCACCCUCUGCAACUAUUACAGCCUCGGCCAACAAGGUUCGAAGUGGAAGUGACUUCAGUGUCUUCUGCACGGUCCUGGGGGAACCAAACGUAGAAGUAGAAUUUACUUGGAUCUACCCAGGACAACAAUAUGAACGGCCUGUGACCAUUCAAGACUCCUGGAGACUGGUCAACCGUGGCAUUGGGCAUACUACCAGAAUCUCAAACAGCGUAAUCACUGUAGAAGACUUUGAAACAAUUGACGCUGGCUACUAUAUUUGUAAAGCACAGAAUCUCCGAGGACAGACAACACUUGCUACCAGAGUGGACAGAUAUUAAAUGGACCCUUCAUUCCAGACAAGAAUGCCUUGAAGGCAAAACUUACAAGAUUCCUUAAAGUCCCAAACAGAUUUCACAAGAGCUUAUUCUCUCCAGCAGCCCAUAUGUACUAAAGAUGUCAUACAGUCUGCCAGAUGUGGAACAUACUGGUCCGUGACGGUACCUCAAGCUUUUACUCUGGGGUAGAAUUUCUAAACCUGGGUUCUUUAUACAAUAGUCAAAAUGAUAGAAAUUUAUUUGUAUUCAGUCAAAUACAUUAUGUGUAGUAUUCCAUUUAACCGUGUAUCAUAUUAAAACCAAAUAAAUACUUAUUAUUUUUCAUUAUAACUAUAUUUAGCUGUGAAUAGGUCACCAUAGUACAUACCAGUCAGAAAGAAAAUCAUUCACAAACUGCAGUCAUGUACUGACCUGUGAACAUAAAAAUGGGGUGUUGUAAUGUUUGAAUUCAGCAAGUGUAUAUCAUGCGUUUGGUAUUACCCUUACCACAAGUUUGAUAUACUACUUUGAGGAAUAUUGGUUCUUCUUGUGGAGAACAUGCUGGGGUAGGGAGUCUUGCAGUCAAUAUGCAAAUAAGCUACCCUCUAGAGGAAAGACAACAGUCUAGUGUCUAUAGGUAGAUACCAUGUAACGUCUAACCAAUCUUCGAGCCUUGAAACAAACCAGAGAUGGACUGACCAUAGACCCAACAAAGAAAUUUUCCAGUGGGCUGAAACCCAGGGGGCCACCCGAACCCCUCCUCAAGAACCAGCAUUUCCUGAGAGCUGCAUCAAAGGCAUCUAAUUCAACCAACCAGUACGCUACUCCAGUGUUCCUCCACUCCAGUCCCCAGGGCACACCUGCAGGUUAUGAUUCGAGACUGGCAGGUGGACCCUGAGGACUGUAGUUGAGGAACACUGCCCUGAUGAUGGACAAGAAACCUGAAGGGCAUGUUUCAGAAGAGAUUUGUACCUAUGAAAUUGGCUGAACUGUUGCAUCUGCUCUUGGCAGCUGAAGGCAUCUGUGUUGAUCCCAUGUUCAUAUGUGCCUGCAUUGCUGAGAAAAACUAGGUUCUAAGGGCUAUGUUUUCUCUCUGUGCGCCAGGCAGGUCUCCUUAUCUCUGAUCUUAUAAACACUCAUUAUAGCUCAGUCC
Messenger RNA from Bufo bufo (common toad), 2388 nucleotides. RefSeq names its product platelet derived growth factor receptor like (gene PDGFRL). Bases 138 to 1259 code for a protein of 373 amino acids. The record is from RefSeq and is a predicted model, not a curated record. The transcript is spliced from 6 exons. NCBI's taxonomy places the organism in Eukaryota, Metazoa, Chordata, Amphibia, Anura, Bufonidae.